This is a messenger RNA of Mesocricetus auratus (golden hamster), 3478 nucleotides long. It is a transcript of the gene Tle1, whose product is annotated as TLE family member 1, transcriptional corepressor. Bases 566 to 3010 code for a protein of 814 amino acids. Lineage: Eukaryota; Metazoa; Chordata; Mammalia; Rodentia; Cricetidae. Gene Ontology annotation, cellular component: transcription regulator complex; nucleus. The record is from RefSeq and is a predicted model, not a curated record. Gene Ontology annotation, molecular function: protein binding; transcription corepressor activity. Gene Ontology annotation, biological process: negative regulation of canonical Wnt signaling pathway; regulation of DNA-templated transcription. The transcript has 21 exons.
GUACUAGCCGCGGCCCGGAGGGAGGGCGCGUCCCGGCGCGACCCAGCGCAGCCCCGUCUUGGGUCUCCCGCAGCUCCGUUCCGCGCCGCGCCGGACGCUCCGCUCUGCAACGCCGGCUGCUGAGCCUCGGGUGACCCGGAGCUCACCAUCGUGGGAGCGGGUGACCUCCCGACCCGAGACGCGUCGCUUGCCGCUGGCUGUCUACGUGGGUUUUUAGCGGAGGCGCCACCUGCGCGGCGGCCGCCGCCGCCGCAGGGAAGGAGGAGACUCACAGCCCGUCUGCGUUCGUGAGCCGCCCGAGGGAGCGCUGCCCGGGGGGGCACCGGGUGGAGGACCGCAGUGGGACCCGGCGCCCCCGCCGCGCAGACUCGCAGGCCUGGGGCCGAGCCGCCCCGCGAUGUGGUCCUGAGAGCGGGGGCCGCACCCGUCGCGCCCUGGCCUUGGAUCCCGAGCGCCCCGCGCGCCGGCCUGCUGCGCUGCCUCGCCUCCCCCGGCGGGAUUCAAGUUGGAAGUGGCGCGGAGGAUAGAGCUCUCCCGGAACAGAGCCUCGGCCGCCGCCAGAGCGAUGUUCCCGCAGAGCCGGCAUCCAACGCCGCACCAGGCUGCAGGCCAGCCCUUUAAGUUCACUAUCCCGGAAUCCCUGGACCGGAUUAAAGAGGAAUUCCAGUUCCUGCAGGCGCAGUAUCACAGUCUUAAAUUGGAGUGUGAGAAAUUGGCAAGUGAAAAGACAGAAAUGCAGAGGCACUACGUGAUGUAUUAUGAAAUGUCAUAUGGAUUAAACAUUGAAAUGCACAAACAGACUGAAAUCGCCAAGAGAUUGAAUACCAUUUGUGCACAAGUCAUCCCAUUUCUGUCUCAGGAACAUCAACAACAGGUGGCCCAGGCUGUGGAACGUGCCAAACAGGUGACCAUGGCAGAGUUGAAUGCCAUCAUCGGGGUACGUGGCCUACCAGGUCUACCUCCUACACAGCAGCAGUUGCAAGCUCAACAUCUCUCUCAUGGCCAUGGACCCCCCGUACCUCUCACGCCUCACCCUUCAGGACUUCAGCCUCCUGGCAUCCCGCCCCUUGGGGGCAGUGCCAGCCUUCUAGCGCUGUCUAGUGCUCUGAGUGGGCAGUCUCACUUGGCAAUAAAAGAUGACAAGAAGCACCAUGAUGCAGAACGCCACAGAGACAGAGAGCCGGGCACGAGUAAUUCCCUCUUGGUCCCAGACAGCCUAAGAGGCACAGAUAAACGCAGAAAUGGUCCAGAGUUUUCCAGUGACAUCAAAAAAAGGAAGGUGGAUGAUAAGGAUAACUAUGACAGUGAUGGGGACAAGAGUGAUGACAACUUAGUUGUGGAUGUGUCUAAUGAGGACCCUUCUUCUCCUCAUGCAAGUCCCACACAUUCACCCCGGGAAAACGGAAUUGACAAAAACCGCCUGCUGAAAAAAGAUGCUUCAGGCAGCCCGGCAUCCACAGCCUCCUCUGGAAGCUCCUCUUCCCUGAAAUCCAAAGAAGUGAGCCUGCAUGAAAAAGCCAACACGCCUAUUCUGAAAUCCAGCACACCAACGCCUCGGAGCGACAUGCCAACCCCGGGCACCAGUGCUACUCCAGGCCUCCGUCCAGGUCUCGGCAAGCCUCCAGCCAUGGAGCCCCUUGUCAACCAAGCAGGAUUUGGUUUUCAUUUGGAAUUGGUACCAGGGAGUGGAAAGUUCGGACUGAAGGAGAAAUCUUGGAUUUUAUCCAGAAAAUCUUCUUUUGAGAUUAAGUCAGCAGCUGGCCUGAGGACGCCCCUGGCAGUGCCUGGCCCAUAUCCUGCCCCCUUUGGCAUGGUACCCCAUGCUGGCAUGAAUGGAGAGCUGACCAGCCCUGGUGCUGCCUAUGCAGGUCUACACAGCAUGUCUCCACAGAUGAGUGCUGCAGCUGCUGCAGCUGCUGCAGCAGUGGUUGCCUAUGGGCGUUCCCCAAUGGUUGGUUUUGAUCCUCCUCCCCACAUGAGAGUACCUUCUAUCCCCCCCAACCUGGCAGGAAUACCUGGGGGGAAACCAGCGUACUCCUUCCACGUUACUGCCGAUGGCCAGAUGCAGCCUGUCCCCUUUCCCCCUGAUGCCCUCAUUGGACCUGGGAUCCCCCGACAUGCUCGGCAAAUCAACACCCUCAACCAUGGGGAGGUGGUGUGUGCAGUGACCAUCAGCAACCCCACAAGGCACGUGUACACAGGUGGCAAGGGCUGCGUUAAGGUCUGGGACAUCAGCCACCCUGGCAACAAGAGCCCCGUCUCUCAGCUGGAUUGUCUGAAUAGAGAUAACUACAUCCGUUCGUGUAAAUUGCUACCUGAUGGCUGUACUCUCAUAGUGGGAGGGGAAGCGAGUACUCUAUCCAUCUGGGACUUGGCAGCUCCAACCCCCCGAAUAAAGGCAGAGCUGACAUCCUCAGCCCCUGCCUGCUAUGCUCUGGCCAUCAGCCCUGACUCCAAAGUCUGCUUCUCAUGCUGCAGUGAUGGCAAUAUCGCAGUGUGGGACCUGCACAACCAGACCCUGGUCAGGCAAUUCCAGGGCCACACAGACGGAGCCAGCUGUAUUGACAUUUCUAAUGAUGGCACCAAGCUCUGGACAGGCGGUUUGGACAACACUGUGAGGUCCUGGGACCUGAGAGAAGGGAGGCAGCUGCAGCAGCAUGACUUUACAUCCCAGAUCUUCUCCUUGGGAUACUGCCCCACCGGGGAGUGGCUUGCUGUGGGCAUGGAGAGCAGCAACGUGGAGGUCCUGCACGUGAGCAAGCCUGACAAGUACCAGCUGCACCUCCACGAGAGCUGUGUGCUGUCCCUCAAAUUCGCUUACUGUGGCAAGUGGUUUGUGAGUACUGGAAAAGACAACCUCCUCAAUGCCUGGCGGACACCCUACGGAGCCAGCAUAUUCCAGUCCAAAGAAUCCUCAUCAGUGCUUAGCUGUGACAUCUCUGUGGAUGAUAAAUACAUAGUCACUGGCUCAGGGGACAAAAAGGCUACCGUUUAUGAGGUCAUCUACUGAAAACAUUAUGGCUUCAUAUUUGCAGUUGAAUUGGGCCAAAUGUUUGGAAUUUGUAGAAAUAGAAAAGUUACAAUUAAAAAAACAAACAAAAAAAAUCUGAAGAAACCUGUUUCCAAACGUUGACACAGAACUGUUUUGAGUCUACAAAGAGAAGACAACAAGUCUGCAUUAGACAGUCACCUGUCUACCUUUGGACACCACAGCCACACAGAGGCCACAGGUGUGGAAUAGAGGAGCAAGCUACUGCCUGUCAGUCACAUCUUGCCCAACUGUGAGCUUACUUUUCUGUUCCUUGCAGUUCAUUUCACAUUGAGUCCUCUGUAGGACAGUGGUGUCUCCAAUGAACUUGGUUCUUGGUUUUGCAUCUUGUGGGGUUUUUUUUUUCCUUUUUGUAUUUUUGUUGGUUCAACAUUUGUAUAAAUUGUAAAUAUAUUUGGUUUAUUACAGUAAAGCCUUUAGUACCAGUAA